GCCCGCCUGCCGCAGCUGCCCGCUCUCAACCAGGCGCCCUACGGCUCGGCCCCGCCGCUCUGCCACACGCCCGCCGCCGACUUCCAGCCGCCCUACUUCCCCCCGCCGUACCCGCAGCCGCCGCUGCCCUACCCGCAGGGCCAGGAGCCCGCUUACCCGCACCUGGGGGACCCCUACGCGGCUCUCAGCCCCCUGCACCAGCACCAGCAGCCCGCCUGGCCCCCGCAGCGAGGCCGGCAGGACGACGCGGGGCUGCUCUCGCAGACCCACCGCGCCCUGGGGCUCGACCCCCGCCGCGAAUACCCCGCCGUGCCCCGUCUGCUCCACGGGCUGCCCGACGGCGGACACGGCCUCGCCGACGGCCCGCUGGGCCUCCACGGCCUCGGCCACCACGGCAUCGAGGACAUCCAGGCCGUGGACGACGGCGGGAUGAACCUGCUCGAUCAGUCCGUGAUCAAGAAAGUGCCCAUCCCCUCGAAGGCCAACGGCACCACCAUUUCCACCCUGUCAAUGAACAAAGAUGGCCUGAUCGGAGGGGUGACGAAUCCCAACGAGGUCUUCUGCUCCGUGCCUGGCCGCCUCUCUCUUCUCAGCUCCACUUCCAAGUACAAGGUGACCGUCGGGGAGGUGCAGAGGCGGCUCUCACCCCCUGAGUGUCUCAACGCCUCUCUCCUCGGAGGAGUCCUCCGCAGAGCAAAAUCAAAAAACGGGGGUCGGUGUUUAAGGGAAAGGUUAGAGAAAAUUGGACUAAAUCUACCUGCAGGAAGGCGCAAAGCUGCCAACGUCACCCUGCUGACAUCCCUCGUGGAAGGUGAAGCCGUUCACCUGGCUCGCGAUUUUGGGUACGUGUGUGAAACGGAGUUCCCAGCCAAGGCGGCGGCGGAGUACCUGUGCCGACAGCACUCUGACCCCACGGAGCUCCACACCAGGAAAAACAUGCUGCUGGCUACCAAGCAAAUUUGUAAAGAGUUUGCAGACUUGAUAGCCCAGGAUCGCUCGCCGCUGGGGAACAGCCGCCCCUCACUCAUCUUAGAGCCUGGUGUCCAGAGCUGUUUGACUCAUUUCAGCUUGAUAACCCAUGGCUUUGGGGGCCCAGCCAUCUGCGCAGCGCUUACAGCCUUCCAGAACUACCUGGUAGAGUCCCUUAAGGGGCUGGAUAAAAUGUUCAUGAACAGCACAGGGAACGGGCACACGGCCGGAGACUCCAAAGCAUCAGAAAAAGAAGUGAAGCAUCGGAAAUAA
This is a messenger RNA of Haliaeetus leucocephalus (bald eagle), 1242 nucleotides long. It is a transcript of the gene TFAP2E, whose product is annotated as transcription factor AP-2 epsilon (activating enhancer binding protein 2 epsilon). The annotation marks the transcript as partial. Gene Ontology annotation, biological process: anatomical structure development; regulation of transcription by RNA polymerase II; regulation of cell population proliferation. Lineage: Eukaryota; Metazoa; Chordata; Aves; Accipitriformes; Accipitridae. Gene Ontology annotation, molecular function: RNA polymerase II transcription regulatory region sequence-specific DNA binding; DNA-binding transcription factor activity, RNA polymerase II-specific. The transcript is spliced from 6 exons. Gene Ontology annotation, cellular component: nucleus. The record is from RefSeq and is a predicted model, not a curated record.